AUGUUGGUUAAAACAAUUGCCUUGUUCUUGACUUUGACCAGUGCAGCACUUGCCUGUGAAAUGGACUGUAGACGUGGUGUGUCUGGAGACUUUGCUGAUGUUUAUAAACCCAUCAUUGACAUGAGUGUCAACAGAUUACAAGACCAAUUGACUUCUUCUAUUCCAAAAGUCAAGGUGCCUUCCAAGAUUACAACCCAUAUGUCUAAUGGAGAACUUGUGGACGAUAUACAAGCGAGCAUCAAGUCAACUCUUGAACAAUUUGCUAAUACAGAAUUAUCUAAGCCCAGAUUGGCUGAAGGAUUUUAUCAAGUUAUCUUUAACGAAGAAAAUCCUUAUAAAGGUGAUUGUAACAACCCAAAGAGAUUGACCAGAAAGAUGCCACCCAAGGGUGAAAGUUGGACUUUGGAAGAAUGUGAAAAGAUGGAUUAUCGUUGUGGCAAUCCACCUUCUAUUUGCCACUUUUUAGAUGAUGUAAAGGAACGUUGUAUCGGUCGUAUGCGUAGAGAGAUUGGUGAGCAUGCUUCUUUUGAUAACGGUGUGCUCGUCAAGAACUUGGCCAAAGAUACUCGUAGAUCGAUCCAUCGUACAUUGGCUAAGCAUGGUGUAGGUCAAUUAAGUGAAGAUAAGGAUGUGAGUACCUAUGUGACCAAAGUGGUUGCUUCUAUUGUUGGUACAUUAGAUCAAUGGAUCGAAAAGGAUGUUGGCCAACUAUGUGAAGGCCCUGAUCAAAAAGAGGUCUGUAAUAGCUGGAACGAUGAUAUCAAAAAGAAGAUCUUGGUGUGGCCUUAA
Rhizopus microsporus ATCC 52813 is the source of this 789-nucleotide messenger RNA. RefSeq lists its product as uncharacterized. NCBI's taxonomy places the organism in Eukaryota, Fungi, Mucoromycota, Mucoromycetes, Mucorales, Rhizopodaceae. Bases 1 to 789 code for a protein of 262 amino acids. The transcript is spliced from 2 exons. The record is from RefSeq and is a predicted model, not a curated record.